Molecule: messenger RNA, 1069 nt
Organism: Condylura cristata (star-nosed mole)
Lineage: Eukaryota; Metazoa; Chordata; Mammalia; Eulipotyphla; Talpidae
Gene: PEX11A
Product: peroxisomal biogenesis factor 11 alpha
Exons: 3
Coding region: 1-813 (270 amino acids)
Biological process (GO): regulation of peroxisome size; peroxisome fission
Cellular component (GO): peroxisomal membrane
Source: RefSeq, a predicted model, not a curated record
AUGGCCCUCCGGGGCCCUCCAGCCGGGCGCCCUCAGCGGGUAGUGAAGUCCGUCGGAGCAAUCCGAAAACCGGUUCUACAGCAGAGAGAACGGAGCGCCAGGCCUGUGUGGGCUCGGGGCGGGCGCGGGGCGCCCCUGGUCCUGGCGCCUGGCCCUGGCGCCCGGCCCGCACUCCUUCUGCCCUUUGGCCCCGGCGCUGCCGCGAAGGGCCCUGGGCGGGCGCCGUGUCCGCCCCGGCAUCGGGUCUCCUGCCUUUAUUUUGAGCCGUUCUCCCGUGUGUUCCGUUUCAGAGCCAUUCAGUACGCGUGCAUGUUGCUUAGGUAUUUGUUAGAGCCCCAGGCUGGCAGAGAGGAGGUGGUGACGAAGCUCAGGAGUCUGGAGGCCAGUGCCAGCAGUGGCCGCAAAUGUAAGUACCUGUCUGGGGGCAGCGCAGGUCCUGUCUGGCCAGUAGCGCUGGCCGGUUCAGUCAGCGGCGGCUGCCCCUGGGGAGGAACCAGCGAGGUCACACGUCUGCACGGACACGGACUCCCCGGCGGAGUCCACACGGCGCCGCGGGAGCCCCCCGCGUGCAGCGUGGCUGAGGAGGAGACCGAGUGGCUGCAGUCGCUGCUCCUGCUCCUGUUCCGCGCGCUGCGGCGGCAUCCGCCCCUGUUCCUGGACACGGUGAAGAACUUGUGCGACCUCCUGAUCCCCCUGGACCAGCUGGGCAUCUACAGGUCCAACCCCGGCGUCAUCGGGCUGGGCGGGCUCGUGUCCUCCGUGGCCGGCAUCGUGGUCGUGGCCUGCCCGCACCUGAAGCUGAAGACCCGCUGAGCCGAGGGCGUCGCCAGACCGCCUGCGGCCCGCGAGCGAGCGCUCUGCGCGGAGGUGGCAGGCGGAGGGCUGGGGCCCCCGCGGAGGUCCACGAGCCGCAGCCACGCCGCCCUCGGAGCCGCCCCUGAGAGCUGCCCGCGGCCGAGCGCCUCUCACUGGACACCCGGAAAAAAUCAAAAACCCAAACAACCCCACGGUGCACACGCGUGGCCUCCCCGGCCCAGCCCCCAGACCCGGAGCCCCGCGGCCCACGCCC